AUGGAUAGACAAGGGAUAGAGACAAUUUGUAAAACUGAUUCUUCAAGAUUAAUGACAAUGCGAAAUAAUACUGAAACCUUAAGCAAGAUAUUUUUCUUAAUAUUAGUCUUCAAUAAUUAAGGAUUUGAUGGUCGACCAGGAUUAGGGUUAUAAUUAAUUGAACAAUAAAUUCCUGAAAGUUGUGUUGAUGAUGAUAAUGAAAUAUAUGCAUCUGAAAAUUCCUCUAUUUCAAAUUAAAGUCAACAUAGAAGUAGAAAAGAAUCAAAAGUAGAAUCAAAAAUAGAAUCCUUAAGUAAAAUAAUUAAGGAAACCUAAAAAAUUCAAUCUGAUGAUCUUCAUCAACCAAUUGGAGGUUGGGAUAAUAAAAUAUGGUAAAAUGGAGCAUUAAGAAUUAUGACUUACGUUAUUAGAUUUGUAAUGGCAUUAUUAAUCAACUCUGAGAAGUUCAAAUUUACAUUUAUGAAAAAAAGGCAAUUCUAUGCUAUAAAUGAUUAAUCAGCCAUAUUUGAUUAUUACGAAGAACGUUUUUUAAUUAGAGGCAAAAAGAAACUUAGCUAUUCUGUAAUUAUAUAAAAUUUAUUAAGUAAAUUCUUAAAUUAAGAAUUCAAAAUAAUUGCAUAUAUUAGUCAUGCCACAUAUUUAUAUAAUUUGUAGUCUAUAAGAUUAUAUUUAUUAUAACUCCAACAAGUACCCCAAAAUUAAUUUGGGAUGUAUUUCUAUUGAUAAUUUUAUCAAUUCAAAUGGUCUUUGUACCAUUAAAGAUAUGCUUUCAAAUUGAAAUUACUUCAGAUUUAUUAUAAUUCUUUUUAUUAAUCUUACCACUCUAUGUAUACCUUAUAGAAAUACUAUUGAAUUUUUUAACAGGAUUUUAUGAACAUGGAGUGUUAGUCAUUGAUUAAAAAUAAAUUGCAUUACAUUAUUUUAAAUCUACGUUUAUUUAUGAUUUUUUGAGUGUGAUGCCAUAAAUUAUAAGUGCUAUAAGUGAUGAAUCUUAAAUUUAUGAAAUUCUAUUAUUGAUACGUUUGAAAAGAUUAAUAUUGCUUGCAGAUACAUUAGAAGAGAUAUUAAAUUUAAGAUAAAAUUAUUAAACACUAUUAGAUGUCGUUCGUUUGCUGAUAUAGUUUAUAUUUUUGUCUCAUUUAUUUGGAUGUGUAUGGCAUUACAUAGGAGUUUUAGAAGAAGAAUUUGGGUAUAUUUGUUUUAGAUAUAUUGAUUUAAGAUAUGAUCAGAAUUGGAUCAAGUAAAAAAAUAUUGAUGGAGAAUCCUGGUUUGUACGUUAUGUAUUUUCAAUUUAUUGGAGUUCGAUUACUACAUUGACAAUAGGAUAUGGUGAUGUUAUACCAGUUAGCUCUGUAGAAAGAAUGUUUGUUGUAAUUGUAGCUGUAGUAAGUAGUGUUGUUUUUGCAUAUACUAUUUCUAGUAUUGGAAAUAUAUUUAGUUAAUUAAAUGAAAAUAAGAAGAAUUAAAGACAUAAAAUGUUUUUAAUCAAAAGAUUUAUUGAUGAAAGAAAUGUUAAUAAAGUAUUGGCAAAUAAAGUCAAAAAAUUUUUCGAGUAUUUUAUAUAGAUUGAUCAUACUUCAGAUAAUGAAUGUGUUAAAAUGAUUGAAAAAUUAGAUCCUACAUUAAAAACAGAAUUAAAGAUUGAUAUCUAUAGAAAAUUUAUUUCAAAUUCUAAACUAAUAUCAACAAUUUUCUCAGAUGUAUUGUUGAAUGAAAUAUGUUAAUUAGUGAAAGAAAAGUAAUAUAUGCCAGAUGAAUUUAUUGUUAUUUCGGAUUAAGAAAUAAAUGAAUUGUAUUUUGUAUUGGAAGGAGAAAUUUCUUUAAUUGUAGAAUUAAAUAAAUGUAUAAGUUAAUUAAUAUUUAUAGAAAAAAACAAAGCCUCAUAGUUAUCUUUAAUUAAAAAAAAUGAAGUUUUGGGAGAAAAGUAUUUUCUUACUAAUGCUAAAUUACCUUUUUCAGCCAAAGCUUAGAGUUUUGUUAGAGUAGCUGUUUUAGAUAAAUAAUAAUUUCAUAUAUUGCUCCAAAAAUAUCCAGAAGAACUUGAAAAAUAUAAAUAAGCAUUGAAUAAAGUUUAAUUGCAAGAAAGAAUAAAAUUAUCUGGUUGUGAACUUUGUUAUUAAAAUCAUAAGGUUUUAGAAUGUCCUUUUGUAUUUUAUUAACCAAAUGUUCGAUUUAUUGUUAAACGACAAUAUGUUUAAGAAUAAACCAGACAAUUAUUUGAGAGAAGAUAAACUAAAUCACAUGUAAUAAUUGAAUUGGUUAUAAUUAGAAUUCUAAAAGUGAUCGACUUGGUAUAUAAUAUCGUUUAGUAACGUAUGCUUUAGAGAAUAAUUUAAUUUAAGAAGAAUCUAUAAAUGAUUCAAUAAUUAAGAAAAUGGAUUUGUAAUGUUUAGAACAUUAGAGAAAUCUAUUUAGAACUUGUACUGAUUCUUCUAUAAAUACUCUUAUUAAAAACAAUAUUAAUCCUAAUUUUUAAAGUGGAGGUAAAGAAAGUCCACAUGAAAGUUAAGAUUAAAUACUUAGAUAAAAUUCAAAUAAUACUCAUAAUCCUAGGCCUAGUUUUACAGGAAUUGGUAGUAGUAAAUAAAUGUCAACUUUAAAAUUAAUUAAAUUAAAUAGUAAAAAAUAAGAUAAACAAGAAAUAUUUGAAAAAAUUGAAUUAAAAGUACCUGAUAAAAUUGUUUUACAAGAUAUUUGUGAACAUUCUUCAGAUUCUGAUUUAUAAUCACCUGAUAAAACUAAAUUAACAAAAUAAAAUAGUUUUACAUUUUGUGCUUUUGCAGAUUUUAAAACUUAAUUAAAAGCUGAAUAUUAUUAAAAAUUAAUUAUUAAUGAAUUGGAUGGAUUUGAUAAAUACUAAGAAUACUAAUUUUAUUAUCCUUAAUAUAAUGUUGAUAAAGUUAUAGAAAUUAUUAAUGAGAAAUAUAAACUAAAAAGACUUAAGUAAUCUAAAACAUUGAUUAAAAGAUAAAGUAGAUAUCUAACAUCUUUUCCAACUAUUUCAAUAAGAAGGAAAAAAAGUAGUAUUAUGGGGGAAGAAAUUAUACAUGAGAAUUGA
This is a messenger RNA of Paramecium sonneborni, 3058 nucleotides long. The record is from the annotation of a GenBank genome assembly. Lineage: Eukaryota; Ciliophora; Oligohymenophorea; Peniculida; Parameciidae.